Molecule: messenger RNA, 1134 nt
Organism: Penicillium waksmanii
Lineage: Eukaryota; Fungi; Ascomycota; Eurotiomycetes; Eurotiales; Aspergillaceae
Exons: 2
Coding region: 1-1134 (377 amino acids)
Biological process (GO): lipid metabolic process
Molecular function (GO): phosphoric diester hydrolase activity
Source: RefSeq, a predicted model, not a curated record
AUGACCAGCUGUGAUAUGCGGGCGUGGCUUCAAAUGAAAACACUCAGGAUAUUGAGUCUGAGAUUAUUCUGGGCCGUUGUGAUGGUUCUCGGUCUGACUACUCUUUUCACCCUAGCAUACGACAAUAUCACCUUCUUCAUCUCAACCCACGAAGACACUCCCACCAACCCCAGACACAGACCAUCCCUCUUCACGAACUACUUCACCCACGGCGUCAAACCAGUACCCUGCCAUUCGCACAACGACUACUGGAGACGAGUACCUCUCUAUUCAGCCCUCUCAGCCGGCUGCACAAGCGUGGAAGCCGACAUAUGGCUAGAAAACGACAUACUUCGUGUCGGCCAUACGCAACACACAAUCCUCCGCGGACAAACACUAAACAGCCUGUAUCUGAAUCCGCUACUGGAAAUGCUAAAACAGCAUAAUCCCCACCUAAACGGAUUAGUCCCGGUCUCCACAUCGCCAUUGGCAAUGGCUCAAGCAUCAGAAUCGACUCCAGAAUCACAAUCAGCACCAGCAUCAGAAUCCGCCCCAGCAUCAGAUCAACCUUCAGAUCUAACCUCAUCCUACGCCGACGCCCACACUCACAUCCCCGCUCACCCUCCAAAAGAAAUAAUCGGCAUAUUUUCGACAAACCCAACCCAGACCCUCGUCCUCCUUAUCGACUUCAAAAGCGGCGAACACCAGUGGGAACACCUCAUGGAUGCCCUCCGCCCACUCCGAGAAAGCGGUUAUCUCAGCCACACCACCACCAAUUCCAGCUCCGAAACCGAGAUAAUUACCCGCCCCAUCACGAUCGUAGCAACAGGCUCAGCCCCCUACCAUCGCAUCCUCUCGAAUCCACACAAAGACAUAUUCUACGACGCCCCGCUGGACAGCCUCUCCACAACACCCACAUCUUCAAUCCGAACCCCCUACUCCUGGCAAAAUAGUUACUACGCCUCCGUCAAUUUCCACCGCUCAAUCGGGUCAUUGCCACUAGCUCGACUUUCGCAGGCCCAGUUGGCGAAACUGAGGGAUCAGAUCCGGGGUGCGCAUGAGCGGGGCUUGAAAGUUAGAUACUGGGGGACGCCUGGGUGGCCGGUGGGGUUGAGGAAUUAUGUUUGGCGGGUUCUUGUUCGUGAGGGGGGUUGA